AUGGCCAAGGGGGGAAACCAAGCCAGGCUUCGGAGUCUGCACUCGGAACCACUUCACUCUGCUGUCUCAGAAGUCUUUAGAACCCGAUGUGCAACCUCUAAACGCGUCCCCGUCCGACAGCCGCACGACCGCCUCUGUUGCUUUCCUCCUAUUUAUGACUUUCCUGUUGUCUGCACCUCUUCGCGCACCCGCACCUCCGCGGCCAAGAGCAGCGCCGGGAGCGGGGCAGAGAGGGGAGCGGGGAGGAACGUAGGGACCGAGGGGGAGGUUUCCCAGGACCAGCUUUCGAGGCUGCACCGAUGAAGGAUGGCUGACAGCCUCCCUCUGGCCGAGGCAACGGCUUCACAGGAACUCAAUGGCGACUUCAAAAAGCCAGCCCAGCCGGUGCCCCCGGCGGUGCGGGGCAAGUUCCCGGCCGCCAAUCCUUCAAACCCUGAGGAGGUGAAGGAGGGGCCCGCGGCACUGCCGGACGCAGAUUCUGGGGAGCCCGACGUCCCCCCGGCUGGGCCGGAUCGCACGGAGACGUGCCUGGAGCACCCGUCGGUGUCUCGCUUCCACGCCGUGCUGCAGCACGGGGGCGGCCCCGACGCGCCCUCGGACGGCCACGGGCCCGGCUUCUACCUCUACGACCUGGGGAGCACCCACGGCACCUUCCUUAACAAAGCCCGCAUCCCGCCCCGCACCUACUGCCGGGUCCACGUCGGGCACGUCCUUCGCUUCGGCUGCAGCACCCGGCUCUUCCUCCUGCAGGGACCAGAGGAGGACCGAGAGGCCGAGUCCGAGUUGACAGUCACGCAGUUGAAGGAAUUGCGCAAGAAGCAGCAAAUGAUGUUGGAGAAGAAGAUGCUAGGGGAAGACUCAGAUGAAGACGAGGAGAUGGAUGCCAUUGAAAGCAAGAGAAAUACUGCUGGUCAAGAUGACGAAAUGGGCUGCACCUGGGGAAUGGGAGAAGAUGCUGUAGAAGAUGAGGCUGAAGAGAAUCCCAUUGUUUUAGAGUUUCAGCAGUAAAGGGAGGCCUUUUAUAUAAAGGAUCCAAAAAAGGCUCUCCAAGGUUUUUUUGACCGAGAAGGAGAAGAAUUAGAAUAUGAAUUUGAUGAGCAGGGACAUAGCACCUGGCUCUGCAGGGUGAGAUUACCCGUGGAUGAUUCAACUGGAAAACAGCUGGUGGCUGAGGCCAUUCACUUAGGAAAGAAAAAAGAAGCAAUGAUCCAGUGCUCGCUGGAAGCUUGUCGAAUCCUUGAUACUUUGGGAUUGCUGCGGCAGGAGGCAGUAUCUCGGAAAAGGAAAGCAAAGAACUGGGAAGAUGAAGACUUUUAUGACAGUGAUGAUGACACAUUUCUUGAUCGGACUGGCCUGGUUGAGAAGAAACGGCUGAACCGAAUGAAGAAGGCUGGGAAGAUAGAUGAGAAGCCAGAGACCUUUGAAUCCUUGGUUGCAAAGUUGAAUGAUGCUGAAAGGGAACUCUCUGACAUUUCUGAGAGACUGAAAGCCUCAAGCAAAGCUCUAUCUGAGUCAGCAUCUCAGGACUCUUUAGAUGCAUUUAUGUCGGAAAUGAAAUCAGGGAGUGCAUUAGAUGGUGUGUCCCGGAAGAAACUUCACCUGAGAACUUUUGAACUGAGGAAAGAACAACAGAGACUUAAAGGGUUGAUAAAAAUUGUAAAGCCAGCAGAGAUUCCAGAACUAAAAAAGACUGAAAGUCACACUAUGGAUGCUGAAAACAAAGCUAAAAAGCUUACAUUGCCUCUCUUUGGUGCCAUGAAAGGAGGAAGCAAAUUCAAAUUAAAAACUGGGACAGUAGGGAAGUUACCCCCCAAGCGUCCUGAACUCCCUCCAGCUCUAAUGAAAAUGAAGGAUGAGCCUGAAGUGGAAGAGGAGGAGGAGGAAGAGGAAGAGGAAGAAGAGAAAGAAAAGGAGGAUCCGGAAGAGAACGAAGUGGAGGCUGGAAGCAGUAGGCUACAGCAGAAGAGAGGGCCAGAAGAGGCAGUGCAGGAGAUGAGUCCUCCCAUUGAUCUCACGUGUUCUAAAGAAACAAAACAGCAUGAAAACAGGUCUCAACUCAGCCAAGUGGAACAGAAUAAAGAUGAUCAAGACAUUAGUGAAACAGCUGCAUCACGUGAGGAACCCUCAGUAUCAAAGAAUGAAUAUGGGAAAAACAGAGAUGAAUUGAAGAAAAAGAAAGCUCCUGGUCCAGGCAAACUUCCACCAACACUUUCCUCCACAUAUCCAGAAGAUGACCCAGACUACUGUGUGUGGGUCCCACCUGAAGGUCAAAGUGGAGAUGGCAGGACCCAUCUUAAUGACAAGUAUGGCUACUAAUUGCUUCAGAAUCCUAACGGAAGACCUUGCGGACCAUGUGAUAUGGGAUAUUUAGGAUAACAUAUCAAGUUGAAUGUCCAGAGAAGGAUUUCAGAUGAUCAUUUGUAAAAUCUGGUGAUUGGCCUUCUCUCCUAUCCUGUUGGCUUCCUAAAUUUAUCUUCCCAUCAGAUUUUCUUGAAUUUGAUAUUUAUGUUUAAAAGUGUUUGUGUAUGUAUGUAAAAAGGAACCAUAUAUUUUGAGACUUAGUAAAGUAAGAGACAUGACUAUGUUAAAGUGAGACGG
Molecule: messenger RNA, 2598 nt
Organism: Myotis davidii
Lineage: Eukaryota; Metazoa; Chordata; Mammalia; Chiroptera; Vespertilionidae
Gene: SLC4A1AP
Product: solute carrier family 4 (anion exchanger), member 1, adaptor protein
Molecular function (GO): mRNA binding; protein binding
Source: RefSeq, a predicted model, not a curated record